AUGGCAUACCAGAGCCUCCGGCUGGAAUACCUGCAGAUCCCACCCAUCAGUCAAGCCUAUAUUACUGCCUGUGUCCUCACAACCGCCUCUGUGCAGUUGGAAUUGAUACACUUCAAUCCUGAAUUAAUCUUUAAACAUUUCCAAAUAUGGAGGCUAAUCACCAAUUUCUUAUUUUUUGGACCAAUUGGAUUCAAUUUUUUAUUUAACAUGAUUUUUUUAUAUUGUUACUGUCGAAUGCUAGAAGGCGGCUCUUUUCGAGGUCAGACAGCAGAUUUUGUAUUUAUGUUUCUUUUUGGUGGAUUUUUAAUGACUCUUUUUGGUUUGUUUGUAAGCUUAGUUUUCUUGGGCCAGGCCUUUACAACAACGCUCGUCUACUUGUGGAGCCAAAGGAAUCCUUAUGUUUGCAUGAACUUCUUCGGCCUUCUCAACUUCCAGGCUCCCUUCCUACCUUGGGUGCUCAUGAGCUUUUUCUUGUUGUCGGGGAAUUUGAUCAUUAUGGACCUCUUGGGUAUAGCUGUUGGACAUAUAUAUUUUUUCUUGAAAGAUGUAUUUCUCAAUCAGCCUGAUGGAAUAAGAACCCUGAAAACACCAUCUGUUUUGAAGGCUGUUUUUGAAACACCAGAUGAAGAUCCAAAUUAUAAUCCAUUACCUGAAGAGCGGCCAGGAGGCUUCGCCUGGGGUGAGGGUCAGUGACUGGGCGGUUAAAGCAGCAGUGGCAAUAAUGAGACCCAGCUGGGAAA
Messenger RNA from Suncus etruscus (white-toothed pygmy shrew), 740 nucleotides. Its product is annotated as derlin-2-like. Gene Ontology annotation, molecular function: ubiquitin-specific protease binding; misfolded protein binding. Gene Ontology annotation, biological process: endoplasmic reticulum unfolded protein response. The record is from RefSeq and is a predicted model, not a curated record. Lineage: Eukaryota; Metazoa; Chordata; Mammalia; Eulipotyphla; Soricidae. Gene Ontology annotation, cellular component: endoplasmic reticulum membrane; Hrd1p ubiquitin ligase ERAD-L complex.